CUCGACCGCCGAAUAAAAAUCAGAAGUCGUUUGUAUUUCGAUUCAACAACGUCAAGAAGAAUAACAAUGAAACUUUUAGUUCUCGCCGCAUUUUUGGCUUACGCCAAAGCAGGAGUUAUCAGCUCUUAUGCUACAGCCCCCGUAGCAUACUCAGCCCCAGCUGUUCAUACUUACGCCGCCCCAGCUGUUCAUUCUUAUGCUGCACCAGCUGUUCAUACUUAUGCUGCACCAGCUGUUCAUACUUAUGCCGCCCCAGCUGUACAUACUUAUGCCGCCCCAGCUGUUCAUAGUUACGCAGCCCCCGCUGUACACACCUACGCCGCCCCAGCCAUCGCAAAAGUAGCUACAUAUGCCGCUCCAGCUCCAAUCACCUACGCUGCAAAAGCAAUCGCUCCCGUUGCUUACUCCGCCCCAGUUGUUAAAGCCGUAGCCCCAGCUGUAGCUGUUGCCAAAACCAUCGUAAAUGAAGAAUACGACCCCAACCCACAAUACUCCUUUGGAUACGACGUCCAAGAUGGUCUCACCGGAGAUUCCAAAAGCCAAACUGAAACUCGUAACGGAGAUGUCGUCCAAGGAUCUUACUCCUUAAACGACCCAGAUGGCACCAGAAGAACCGUUGAUUACACCGCUGACCCCAUCCACGGAUUCAACGCUGUUGUACGCAAAGAACCUUUAGCUGUCGUUGCUAAAGUUGCUGCCCCAGUUGUUGCUAAAGUAGCCGCACCAAUUGUUGCUAAAGUAGCCGCUCCAGUUACUUAUUAUCAUUGUAUAAAAGAAACAUUGACAAAAUUUCAAAUCACAAUUCGUUCGGAUUUUGAUUCAAAAACACCAAGAAUAACAAUGAAACUUUUCAUUUUCGCCGCUAUUUUGGCUUAUGCCAAAGCAGGAGUUAUCAGUUCUUACGCUGCCCCAUCAUUAGCUUAUGCAGCUCCUGUUCAUAGCUAUGCUGCCCCAGCUAUUCAUAGCUAUGCUGCUCCAGCUAUUCAUAGCUAUGCUGCCCCAGCUAUUCAUAGUUACGCCGCCCCAGCUCCAAUUACCUACGCCACAAAAGCAAUUACUCCAGUUGCCAAAACAAUCGUAAAUGAAGAAUACGAUCCCAACCCACAAUACUCAUUUGGAUACGAUGUCCAAGAUGGACUUACAGGAGAUUCAAAAAGCCAAAGUGAAACUCGUAAUGGAGAUAUCGUCCAAGGAUCUUAUUCUUUAACCGAUCCCGAUGGCACAAGAAGAACCGUCGAUUACACCGCUGAUCCCAUCCAUGGAUUCAACGCCGUUGUACGCAAAGAACCUUUAGGCGUUGUUGCAAAAGUUGCAGCCCCAGUUGUAGCUAAAGUUGCAAAAGUAGCCCCAGUUACUUAUUACCACUAACGUGAUAAAUUUUGUUAAUAUCUUAUUUAUUACCCAAAUAAAGUAUUUGUCUAAAUAUUCAA
Molecule: messenger RNA, 1430 nt
Organism: Onthophagus taurus
Lineage: Eukaryota; Metazoa; Arthropoda; Insecta; Coleoptera; Scarabaeidae
Product: larval cuticle protein A2B-like
Cellular component (GO): extracellular matrix
Source: RefSeq, a predicted model, not a curated record